UAAAGGAAGGGAUCGGAUCGGCAGUGUGAGCGGAGAAGAGCCAGGAGGAGGACGGAGCGCAGACAUGGACCUGAUAACAUUGCUUUAUAUUCUGGGGAUCAGCAGCUCACUGGCCUGGGGGAAUGUGAAACCCACAGCUCCUGAAGACCUUGAUGGCUCUGGAGACGAUGAGGAGGAUUUCUCAGGCUCAGGAAUGGAGAGUGUCUUGGUAGAGGUCUCCCCGACACAAGUCUCGCCUCUGGCCCCUACGGUCACACAGGUAUCCACAGCCCGGCAGCCGGAUAUUGCUAUUGAAGAGGAACGUGAUGUAGAAAAUGCUACUCGACCACAUGAUCUCGAUCUCUUUGAUUUUCACCCUGUUGGGAAAGAACCGUUUGCUGAGCAAACUACAACUCUUGACCCUACAACCCAUCAGUCAGCUACUGAAGAAUCUAAUGUAAAAAAACACCAUCACCACCAUCAUACAACCACACCAGGCACAUCCAUUCCUGCUGAGGUUGUUUUAGUUGACACCACUGCUAGUCCUACUGAAGAAUCUGAUGUAAAAAAACACCACCACCACCAUCAUCAUACAACCACACCAGGCACAUCCAUUCCUGCUGAGGUUUUAGUUGACACCACUGCUAGUCCUACUGAAGUUGAAAAGCCUUUUGUUGCCACCAAGGAAACUACCAUAAGUACUCCAGAUGGGGGUGACAUUCAUUUGGUUCAAGACGUUGCACCCACAACUGAAGAUUCAGUCCAACCAGUUGACCAUCCAGAAACCACCUCAGGCUUAACUAGUACUGCAUAUGCAGAAAAUGAGGAGACAACUGCAGGUCUAGCAGAUAUUGGUGAAAUUCCAGGCUUUGUGGACUCUGUGGAAAAGACUACUGUGACAGAUGAAGAACAUGCUCGUAAACAUCAUCAUCAUCAUCAUCACCACCACCAUCACCACACCACCACCACUGCGACCACCACCACUGCAAUCCUAUUGGAUGAGUCUGAUAUUCUUAUUGAGAAGACAACACAACAAUCUGACCAUCUUGAGCCUGAAGAAGAUCAAAACCAGCAAGGGGAAGCCACCACAACACCAACUAGUGAAGACAAACACCAUGGCCAUGAGCAUCACCAUCACAAACACCACCAUCACCAUACAACUACACCAGGGGCCACCCAGUCUACUGCCUCUGAGCAGGAUAUAGUUCAUACCAAGGAACCUAAGGGCAGGAGGGUCAACAUUCCCCCUGCAGAAAUGACAACUGCAGUUCCAGUACUACCUGAAGAUGAGGAACCUGUUGGCUCAACUGUGCGGUAUAACCACACUGUUGGUCCAGUACAAGACGAAGACAUCCCAGAUUCCAGCGAGGAGGAAUCGGGAGCUGGACCAGUGGAAACAGUAGAUGACUUGUUUUUUGAAGUUACGGCUUCGGUUGAUAAAAGUGACAAGAUGGCACCGGCCCCUGGUGAUGGCAGUGCAGGUGCCUCACAUGGAAUAAUGGAAAGGAAGGAGCUUCUUGCAGGUAUCAUUGCCGGUGGUUUGGCAGGAUUGGUGUUUGCUGCAUCCUUGGUGGCAUUUGUUUUCUACCGGAUGAAGAAGAAAGAUGAAGGAAGCUACUCCUUGGAGGAGCCAAAACAGUCAAAUGGGGGAUACCAGAAACCACGGGAGCAGAGGGAGUUUUAUGCAUAGACGUCCAUGGCUAAAAAAACGUUUUCACUUUUAGUUGCCCCCCCCCCAACGGCCUGUCUACUUGACCUACGCCCACAGCUUUUCCUAUGUGGCCUUUGUUCGGUACAGACUUCAAUAAACAUUCUUUUAAAAAAAAGUCUAAAGUGGCUCUUGUACAACACCAUGUCUUCAAGAGGAUGAAGGCCAUUUUUUUUUUUUUUUUCUCUCCUGCAGCCAAAGUCUAAAUUGGACUAAGGUGAAAGACUAACUUUGACUUCAGCUGCACCGGAAGAAAGUACAAACGUGCUCCACAUUCUAACAAGAACUUGGCAUUAAUGUUUGCUUGAUCAUUCUGCCGCAACCAAAAAUUUAGACCGAUGCCCCCCCCCCCCCCCCAAUGGUUAGUCUGUUAUUUAGUUUGACUCCAGCACUUAAAUUGCAAGCUUUUAUUGUGGAACUCUGGCUGAGUUGAUGCGUGUAGCAGUCGGGCAGCAGAGUUUUUGUAACUUGCACUGUUAUGGGUACCUGUUGGAGUCUGAUCGGCUAUAAGCAGCAAAAGUUUCUCCCGUCCCACUGGUUAGAAUUCCACCCAGUUGAAAAUGUGCACCGUUGUUUAACAAUAUUGGAACUGUAAUGCGUGUCCAUUCAAUGUACCUAUCUAUAUUAAAUCUUCAGGCUGUGCCAGGGUAUUUAAAAAAAUAUAUAUACUUAAGCUUUAAACUGCCACACAUUUAUUCAUAGCUUUAAACAGGUUUGUGCACACAAACAGUUGACUAUUCAAGCAUUAACAGCAUUCCAAUGUGCACCUUUUUUUUAUUUUUUUACUUUUUAAAUCUAUUGCACUACCCUGUCAACAGGUCUGCGUUUUUUGUUUUAUUUUUUAAUUGGAUUGGUUUUGCAUUUUUGAUUUUGCUCGCUAUAAACUCUGUAGAUUUAUAAUUCUUGUGUAGACUCUACCAAGCCAAAAUGUCCCCCUUUUUUUUUUUUUUUGUUUUAUCUGCCCCAUGUGAUUUUUUAUUUUGAGUGCAGUGCCAACAAUUUUUAAUGUAUAGUGUUCUUAAAAUGCAAGUGUAUAUUUGUAAUGUAAAUUUGGUACGAGUUAAGGGAAAGUGUAAAAUUUGUAGGUUAAAGAGGGUGUUUUUUGUUUUUUCCAAUAUGUCUUGUCCUGCUAUCCUUCUAGAAAUGGUUUCCUUUUUGAACAUGGUAUGUAUGUAUGCACGGAGAGGGGUUUGAGUCUGUAAAAUAAGUUUAAACUUUUGAAUUGGUAUGAUGAGUUUUGGGGGUAUAAGUAUUUUUGUUAUGGGUGGUUGCUGGUCUUGAACAACCCACUGGCUUCUUUUAUCUUUAGGCACAAACAUCCCUUUACCUGACUUGCUAGCUUGUAAUCCUAAUGGGAAAGUUUGCCUAUUUUUUUUAUUUAAUUUUUUUGGUUUAAUUGAUCUUCACUGUUAAGAACUCAAGUGGCUGUGCAGGCAGUUGUACAUAGAUGGCACAGUGCCAUGAAGGAGCAGUGUAUAUAAGAAAUAAAGGAGAUGAGGCUUUUUCAGCAAGACCUACAAUGUUUCACUGGCUGUAGUGGGUUAGGGUGUGUAGGUUUUUUGUUUUUUAACCAUGUCGCUGCCUGCAUCUGCUUGUCACGGAGUUCAUCAUGGUUUUUGUAGCCGCAGUUGAUGGAGUUGCAACAUAAGAGGGGCUAGGCUGUGGGAAGAUACUGCACUCUGAUGCUCAGGUGCAGUUUGGGAUUGCCCUCUGAUGUGUUCCAACCUGAGACACGGACAGAUUUAAACCCUCAUUACUUUUAUCUAAGAGUUGCACCCUAUAGAAUACCAGGGCAGAUGGAAACCUGGCUGUCAUGCUUAUCUAAUGUCUUUAAUGCUUCCAAAUUACUGACGAGACACCAACAUCAAUGUUGGGAUUGAUGCAUUUUGGAAAGAAAAUGUACAAUGCACAUGGCUGAGAACUAGUGCCAUUUAAAACCAUAUCAAAUCUGUGGCAUGCAUUGAUGUGUGGUACAACUCGUAGGUGUGGAUGGUUAAGGUAAGCUGCUUCUGGCACAGUUGGCGGUUUAGUAAGGGGUGUGUGGUUUUAAUGUUCUCCCUUCAAGGUUUUAACGGGCCGUGAUCCAGAGCUGCCUGCCAGCAGCGCCCUUUUCCCCACUACAAGGUAGGACAGUGCUGGAUUACUUGGUGACCUUCAUAAGAGCAGCAUUGGAGAUCCACAUCUCUGAAGGGAACCGAGUACUAGGACUGUCUGGGGGCAUUCUGGAUUGACUUUAAGUCGUGUAUAACUCCCCCAAACGUUCCUAAAUAUAAUGCUAUAUAGCAGACUGCUUUUACUCUGCUGGAUGUUUAUAUCUGUAAAUAGGUUUUAAAAAUUUUCGACAGAUUGUUUUUUAAUUCUCACCUUACCCCUGAUAGAACUCCUUGUAUGCAGUAGGUGUCUCCCCACAAGGGGAUGUGCUUAGCCAGAAUCCUCUAAAUACAAGAAGUUUUAAUUAAAGGGCUUUUGACUCAGGGACUGAAGGUGAGAAACCAGCAAUAAACUGUUAUGUAAAUUGUAUUUUUCGGUAAAAUUGUCGAUCUUUGUGCCUUUACAACUUUGCUAUGACUUUAUGCAACACAUGCUGGUUUUCAAUAUAUUUUUUUUUUUUUCUCUCCUAGAAAUGUCAUGUAAAGUUAUUCAUCCAAUCCACUUUAAGCAAUGUGUUGUAAGGGUUUAAUGUAAUAAAAAAAAAAAUUCUUGGAAAA
This is a messenger RNA of Rana temporaria (common frog), 4395 nucleotides long. RefSeq names its product syndecan 1 (gene SDC1). NCBI's taxonomy places the organism in Eukaryota, Metazoa, Chordata, Amphibia, Anura, Ranidae. Bases 65 to 1669 code for a protein of 534 amino acids. Gene Ontology annotation, cellular component: cell surface; membrane. The record is from RefSeq and is a predicted model, not a curated record. Gene Ontology annotation, biological process: cell migration. The transcript is spliced from 5 exons.